AUGGCCACCGCAUUUCCCGCAAGCAGCCACACUCGAUCGCGGCUCGUCGUCGUGCUCGUCGCCCUAUGCGCGUCGUUCCUCCUCCUCCCCCUCUUCUCCUCCCGGACGCUCUCCGACCGCGGUUCGACACCCCCGUUCGCCACGUCAUCAUCUGACCCAGCAGCUACACUUCAAUCGAACCUCAGCCAACUAAUCGACUCGCAGCAGCUGAUUGGCUCGUUGAAAAGGGCGGAAAGUGAAAAAGGGACGGAAAAGGCGAGGGAAGAGCGCACAGGGGGACGCUUCCGCCAAUUCCACGGAGGGGGAAACAGCUUCCCCGUUAGGCGCAUCCGCGGAGGAACCGGGAGGGAGCUGGUGCAAGGGGGAACGGAACUGCUUCCCUCCACCCCGCCAGUCCCCCGCGCGCCGCAUCUGGUGGAUUGCGCGGAGCGCGCGAGGCAGCACCGCAAGGAGUGGUGGGCGGCGCGGCCGGCGGACGGAUCGCUUCCGCCGUGGGCUGUGGUGUGGCGGGCGCGCGAGCAUGCGUCGCGAGACCCGCGCGCCUACGAGAUGCUUCCGCGGAGGGAGAGAGCGGGGGACAGGGAAGAGGAGGAGAACGGGGAAAAGGAAGAGGGGGAGGGCGGGGAGGAUGAUGAAGUGGAGAGGGGGAGGGAAGUGAGGGAGAAGGCGCAUGGUGGGGGUACAGGUGCUCAUGCAGUAACUGCUGCUGCUAGUGGUGGUGGCGCUGCUGCUGCUGCUGCUGCUGCUGCUGCUGCUGCUGAGACUGCUGAGGCUGCUGAAACCUCUUCCCAGCAAUUUUCUCUGAGCACGGAUGCUGACAUCAUAGCGGAGGGGCCGUUUCCGCCAUGGGUGGAGGGCGAGGAGGGCGGGGAGGGCGGGGAGGGCGCCAACCUGCCGCUGACUCGCCUCGUGCAGACCCACCUGUGGCGCCUCCAGUUCCCCGCCAACUGCUCCCUCCCCCAUGUGCGGUUCAUGUACGCAGCGUUUGAGCGCCGGCGGCGAGACGGCUUUGAAAAGCAGCUGGCAUACAUGGCGGCAGCACUGGGGCAGGCGGUGCAGCAGGGGCGAGUGCUGGUGGCGCGCACUUACGAUCGCGCCCAGCACGCAGGGUGUGAAGGGGAGGCGAACGCGCAGUGGCACUGCUACUUCCUCCCUGAGACGUCUGAUGAGUGCCGCAGGCGGGUGAAAGCCCUGUCAGAGCUGCCUGCCAGCUAUACCGGCCCAGACCCCCUUAUAGUCACGGGGCGUAGAGUCACAGAGGCGCCGCUGGAGGAGUGGGGUGAGGGUGAGGGGGACGAGGGUGACGCUGACGUGGCAGCUAUGGAUAACCCAGCCAAUCAGAGUCCAGCUGAGGACAGCUCGACCAAUGAGGGCUCAGAAGAGGCGAAACCAGGCAGGCCCAGGUCAGCAGCAGAGUAUUUUCGACUGGAGGUCCCGAGGGCGUGGGGGGAGCCUUGGCGGGAUAUGGUGGGGCGGGUAGGGGAGCCAUGGGGUGUUGGGGGAGUAGGAGCGGGAGAAGAGGCUGUGGGGGGGAGAGGAGGAGGGGUAAGGGUUGAGGAGCAUGGGAGUGGGGGGGGCAGAGGAAGAGACGGUGGGGCGAAUGGAAGCCAACUGGAUCCAAAGCAGCUGAAUCGGCUGAAGCACCUGUGGCUGAAGCACCUGUGGUGGCGGGCCCAGGCGCUGCGCUUCCUGCUGCGCGCACCCUCCCCCUAUCUCUGCCACGUCAGCAACGUCAUCCGGCAUGCUGAGUUCGGGCCAAUGGCGGCACGGCUGGCCGCGCUGGGGGAAGCUGCUGUGGCUCAGGCUGACGUGGCAGAAACGGACACAAGCCAGCAGCAGCAGCAGCAGCAGCAGCAGCAGCAGCAGCAGCAGCAGCAGCAGCAGCAGCAGCGUCAGCAGCAGGGGCGGCAGCGAAGACUGGCAGUGCUGGCGGGUGGAGAUGGGACUCCCAGAACUGGCCGCCACAGCACCUCCGGCAGCAAAAGCAUCGCCCGCACCUCUUCUGCUACCGAUGCCACCACCCCUGCUUCCACUCACAGUGCUUCUUCCACUCCACAUGCAGAAAGCUCCUCUGCUAUCCAACUCACCCGCUCCUCUAUCCAAGACACCCCCAGCAUGGAGAAUGACCUUUGGCGGCGGCAUGGGACGGUGUGGGUGCCACGGCCGCUGGUGGGUGUGCACGUGGGGAGGGCGGGGGAAGGGGACGUGCAGGCAGGCGUGCGGAGAGCUGUGGGAGGUGAGGAGGAGGUGAGGGAGAUUGUGAAGGAGGAGGUGAGGAGGAGGGAGGGAGUGGGAGAAGGUGAGGGAGGAGGUGAGGAGGAGGUGAGGCAAAGCACUCUUCCUGAUUCAUUUCCCCCUCCGCCCAUCCACGACCUUCCUCUCCUCCCACCAGCUAUUGCAGCUAGCAGCAACCCCAGGGUGGUCAUGCCAUUGGAUCAGUUAGCAGCAAUCCCAGGGUGGACGUGGUUCUACUCGCACGCCCUGCCCCUCCACUCCCUCCUCUUCCGCAUUCACUCAUUCUCUAAUCACCUUCCCCCUCCGCCCGUCCACCGCCCCUCUACCCCCCACAGCCACUGGAGCAGCUGGCAGCAACCCCUGCUAGCAGCAACCCCAGGGUGGACGUGGUUCUACUCGCACACAUCCCGCCCCUCCUCCUCAUCUGCUGCAGUACCUGCUAAGCAGCAGCAGGCGCUGCAGGAGGUGGUGGGUGAAGCGUUCACGAACCUGCUGGUGGCCCAGCAGGCCGAUGUGUUCAUCGGGUCAACCAAGUCUCCUCGGUCUUACCUAAUCUAUGCUCUACGCUGUACUGCUGGGAAGCUUCAGAGCAGCUUCUUGGACUCCGGACUAUGA
Closterium sp. Naga37s-1 is the source of this 2850-nucleotide messenger RNA. The record is from the annotation of a GenBank genome assembly. Lineage: Eukaryota; Viridiplantae; Streptophyta; Zygnematophyceae; Desmidiales; Closteriaceae.